GUCAAAUUAAAAGCAGCUCCAUCGCAGAUUAAACGACAGAAUCCCACUCUAGACCUUGAUUCCUUCUUGUCAGGAACCCCACUAUGCUUUUGCAUUGAUACUUUGGGUACAUCCGAAUUUUUUCUUUCUUUCUGGCAUUUCCCCCGGAUUCCACCCCGGAUCCCACCCAAAAUGACGCACAUGCGCGGACUCAUAUCCACCACCCAAGCGCUUCGCCGUAUCUUCCUCGUUCCUCAAUCGAUAUCCCGGGUUCCUUUUGCCCGCUACUCUCCUAAGCAGUCUCCUCUACAAAACCGACUUCUGCACUCGACGAGCUCCCGGCUUCGACCGUAUGCAAAACCCGCUGAAACACCCGGCCAAGCGAGAGAUGAAGAUAUUCGGGCGGAAUACGUCCAGAUCGUGAACGAGAAUAACAGCCUAGACCCCCCUAUGAGACUGAGCCAUGCCUUACGCUCUUUCGACCGCACCGAGAACUUCCUCCUCCAAGUGUCGCCAGGUACUCGCGACCAACCAGCCGUCUGCAAGAUCGUGAAUCGUCUCGCGAUGCGCGAACAUGAGCGUGCCAAAGCCAAGGCCGCACACACUGCGAAAAUGGCAGUCAAGCAAAUUGAGCUGAAUUGGGCUAUCGAUCCCCAUGAUUUGUCGCAUCGGCUAAAACAAUUGACAACCUUUCUAGACAAGGGCCGGAAAGUCGAGAUUAUCCUGACAAGGAAGAAGGGCAAGCGCGCACCUACGAUAGAGGAGGUUAAAAAUGUGAUGGACAAGGUUUUACAAGUGACCAAAGAUGCAAAUGCCAUGCAGGUUAAACCCAUGGAGGGAGAGCCAGGCAAGCACGUUAUCCUUUUCGUGAAAAAACGGGACUCGUGAGAGCGGUACCAUGCUCUUCGGAAUGUAUAUUAUGAGCAAACAAAAUAAGCAAAACCGCUAUAAGGGUUUCACCUCUACGGUGAUUUGACCCAGUCAAGCACCAUUUAUCGGCCACUUUUAUUUCAAACUCGAUUUCGCAUUCAAGGGUCUCGCCAGGCCUACAUGGGACAUAUUCAUAACUACCUAAGUAGGUAGAGUUGGAAAUAGAAGAAAACGGCGUGGUCACUCAUACAAGGGUUAUUACAGAGUUUUAUCAACUCCGCACAUUCGUCCUCCAUAUCUACGCUCAUAGAGACAUAAUUAGCCUC
Messenger RNA from Aspergillus ochraceoroseus IBT 24754, 1175 nucleotides. RefSeq names its product putative translation initiation factor IF3. Gene Ontology annotation, molecular function: translation initiation factor activity; ribosome binding. The record is from RefSeq and is a predicted model, not a curated record. Gene Ontology annotation, cellular component: mitochondrion. Gene Ontology annotation, biological process: mitochondrial translational initiation; ribosome disassembly. NCBI's taxonomy places the organism in Eukaryota, Fungi, Ascomycota, Eurotiomycetes, Eurotiales, Aspergillaceae. Bases 172 to 867 code for a protein of 231 amino acids. The transcript has a single exon.